This is a messenger RNA of Erythranthe guttata (spotted monkey flower), 1099 nucleotides long. The record is from RefSeq and is a predicted model, not a curated record. Lineage: Eukaryota; Viridiplantae; Streptophyta; Magnoliopsida; Lamiales; Phrymaceae.
AUGGGCAAGAAUCGAUCUGCUGAGGGCUCCAAGAAACGACGCCACACUCCAUCUGCCUCGCCUGCUGAGAAGAAGUCCAGAAAAUCUUCAAAGAAAGUCCGCCCUACUGUUGUGGAAAUCUCUCCUGUUCCCGUCACCACAGAUCUGGACCCCGUCCCUUCUCCUGUGGCUUCACCAUCACCAAGUCUCAAGACAAGUGAUGUGCCUGACCCUGUCGACACCGGCGUGGCUGUUCUUGACGAUGAUAGCCUCUCUGGAACUCCACAAGAUGAUCUGCCCUCAGAUCCUGAGGUUGCCCCCCGCAGUGUUGAGUUUCCUGUUCAACUCCGCCGCUCCAAUCGAAAACACGAAGGCCCAUCUGCCUCCUCUCCUGCCUCCGUGUCUGAAGGUCAACAAUCCUCUUCUUCUGAGCCUAUUCCUGAGGAUGACCCUUUGCGUUCUGAAUCCUCUGAUUCAUCUGUGGGCUCUCAACUCUCUGCUGGUAACUGUUUCUCUCCUCUCUUCUAUUCCGCUCUUGCUAAAGAAAAUUGGGAUAGUAUGAGUAAGCGUGCCUGCUCUCUUGAGCGUGUUUUGUCUAGGUCUGUCUUACCUUUGUCUGGGAUUUUCCGUUUUCUAAAAACUCAAGGGUUGCUUGGCACUAUUGUGAGUGCACAACCUUUUGAACGAUCUGUUAUUGUUGAGUUCUAUGCCAAUCUUUCUGAUCGCUUUUCUGUUGUGGGGUCUCGUGGGUAUGGGAAAGUGUAUGUGAGGGGGUCUUUCUAUUCUGUGACACCUGCCUUGAUUAAUGAGUUUUAUAAAUGUCCAAACGAGGUUUCUUCCAAACCCUCUGUUUCCAAAGACACUCUGGCCUCUGUCCUCACUGCCAAAGUUCUGAAAAAAUGGCCUGGUCCAAAGUCGGUUUUUCAUGUGUCUAAGCUGACUCAGCUGUACUCAGUCCUCUUUAAAAUAGGCAUUUCCAACUGGUUUCCCACUACUCACAAUGCUACUCUCAAUCCCACCCAAGCUGAGUUUUUAUGGUGCAUCACUCACGACCUCAAGAUCAAUAUUGGUGAAUUAAUUUUCACUCAGAUUGGUGCCUUAGCCAAUUCCCGCACCGAGC